Messenger RNA from Rhea pennata, 9730 nucleotides. It is a transcript of the gene MTMR3, whose product is annotated as myotubularin related protein 3. Gene Ontology annotation, cellular component: membrane; cytoplasm. The transcript has 22 exons. Gene Ontology annotation, biological process: phosphatidylinositol dephosphorylation; regulation of autophagy. Bases 307 to 4074 code for a protein of 1255 amino acids. Gene Ontology annotation, molecular function: metal ion binding; phosphatidylinositol-3-phosphate phosphatase activity; protein phosphatase binding. Lineage: Eukaryota; Metazoa; Chordata; Aves; Rheiformes; Rheidae. The record is from RefSeq and is a predicted model, not a curated record.
CUGCACGGCCGCCAUGUUGUUGUGGUUGUGAGAGGAGGCGGCGGUGGUGGCGGCUGCAGUGGGAAGCCGAGCGACCCCGGCCGAAGCAGGAGGCCGCACCCCAAGAGGGGUGUGGGGGCUCCGCGCCAUGCCCUGCCCCGCGUUGCCAUUGUGAAGUAUUGGAGCAUUGCCUGAGACUUUCUGGGACAGAGAGGACUGUUUUGUUGUCUAUUACUCUUUGAAUUAACAACUGUCUAUGAAAACAACUUGGACACUCUAGUGAGUAGUCAGCAAGACAGGAGGAACCAGCAAAGUGGUGGAACCAAAAUGAUUUUAAUAAGUGAAGAAGAGCCUUUAAAUAUUUUGAGUAAAGACGAGGAUCUCUCCUCCUAUUCAGGGCCUGUCAUGGAUGAAGAGACUCAACACAGCCUUGAGUGCAUCCAGGCUAAUCAGAUUUUUCCCAGGAAGCAGCUGAUCCGAGAGGAUGAAAACCUUCAGGUCCCGUUCAUUGAACUUCAUGGUGAGAGUACAGAGUAUGUAGGACGAGCAGAGGAUGCCAUCAUUGCACUUUCAAAUUACAGACUUCACAUCAAAUUCAAAGAGUCUAUUGUGAAUGUUCCAUUACAGCUUAUAGAAAGUGUUGAGUGCCGCGAUAUAUUUCAACUCCAUUUGACUUGCAAAGACUGCAAAGUUAUAAGGUGUCAGUUCUCUACUUUUGAGCAGUGUCAAGAUUGGCUUAAGCGACUGAACAAUGCCAUCCGCCCGCCUUCAAAGAUAGAAGACCUUUUUUCAUUUGCCUAUCAUGCUUGGUGUAUGGAGGUAUAUGCCAGCGAAAAAGAACAGCAUGGGGAUUUGUGUCGGCCAGGAGAACAUGUAACUUCAAGGUUUAAAAAUGAAGUUGAGCGGAUGGGUUUUGAUAUGAACAAUGCCUGGAGGAUUUCCAACAUCAACGAGAAAUAUAAACUCUGUGGUAGUUACCCGCAGGAAAUCAUAGUUCCCGCCUGGAUCACGGAUAAAGAGCUAGAGAGUGUGGCAAGCUUUCGGUCCUGGAAACGUAUCCCUGCUGUUGUGUACAGGCACCAGAGUAAUGGAGCGGUUAUUUCCCGCUGUGGACAGCCUGAGGUCAGUUGGUGGGGCUGGAGGAAUGCAGAUGAUGAACACCUUGUCCAAUCUGUAGCCAAAGCCUGUGCCUCAGAUUCAAGGUCCAACAGUAACAAAAUAAUGAAUGGAAAUUGUUCUAGAGAUUUCUCCAAUGGAGGGGAUCUGUCUGAUGUGGAAUUUGAUUCCUCAAUCUCUAACGCUUCAGGAGCAGAGAGUUUGGCAAUACAGCCUCAGAAGCUUUUGAUCUUAGAUGCACGGUCCUAUGCAGCAGCUGUGGCUAACAGAGCCAAAGGUGGAGGCUGUGAGUGCCCAGAGUAUUAUCCAAACUGUGAAGUAGUGUUCAUGGGGAUGGCAAACAUUCACUCCAUCCGGAAAAGCUUUCAGUCCCUGCGUUUGCUCUGCACACAAAUGCCAGAUCCAGGAAAUUGGUUGUCAGCUCUGGAAAGUACCAAAUGGCUGCAGCACUUAUCUGUGCUUCUGAAAUCUGCGCUACUUGUAGUUCAUGCCGUGGACAGAGACCAGCGACCAGUCUUAGUGCACUGUUCAGAUGGUUGGGACCGUACUCCACAGAUAGUGGCGCUGGCCAAAUUGCUGCUAGAUCCAUAUUACAGGACCACAGAGGGUUUCCAGGUGCUAGUGGAGACGGAGUGGCUGGAUUUUGGCCACAAAUUUGCAGAUCGCUGUGGCCAUGGUGAGAAUUCGGAUGACCUAAAUGAGCGCUGCCCAGUGUUUUUACAGUGGCUGGACUGCGUCCAUCAGCUCCAGAGGCAGUUUCCUUGCUCUUUCGAGUUUAACGAAGCAUUCCUUGUCAAAUUGGUGCAGCACACCUAUUCUUGCCUCUUUGGUACAUUCCUGUGCAACAAUGCGAAAGAGAGAGGAGAAAAACAUACGCAGGAACGGACCUGUUCUGUCUGGUCUUUGCUGCGGGCAGCAAAUAAAACCUUCAAAAACCUGCUCUACUCUUCUCAGUCUGAAUCUGUAUGUAUCCUUUAUUCCACACCACAUCGGAAGAGUCCCUUUAGGGGCUCCAAGGUGCUGUAUCCAGUGUGCCAUGUGCGUAAUCUAAUGCUGUGGAGUGCUGUUUACCUGCCAUGUUCUUCCCCCUCUACACCUGCUGAUGACACUUGUGCCCCAUACCCUGUUCCAGGCUCUAGCCCUGAAGAUCAGCCUCUGGGCAGGUUACCAAAGACAAGAUCAUUUGACAAUCUGACGACAGCCUGUGAUAGUAGCAUGCCUACAACCAAUCGACGUAGUAGUGAUCCCAGUCUAAAUGAAAAGUGGCAAGAGCACCGUAGGUCUCUGGAACUGAGCAGCCUUGGUAACCCAGGGGAUGAUCCGUUUGAUGGAGAUAGCCUGAGCAAACAAGGCAGGGCUCCAGUUGGAGCAGAACUUUCUGUUGCAGCUGGUGUGGCAGAAGGACAGAUGGAGAACAUUUUGCAAGAGGCCACUAAGGAUGAUGUUGCUCUGGAGGAGCAUGUAAGGGGUAGCCUAGAGACAGUUGGUAAAGAGGAUGAGAUUGCCCUGGAUAAGGAGAACAGAACUGAAAAUCUGCAUGGGCACGUCAGUGACCUCUGUGAAAAGACUGAGAUGGAUAAAAGUAUUGUAAUGAACAAUCCAGUGUCCAAUCCAUAUCCAGUUUCACAAGAUGGUUCUGAGCUUAAAGGACAACAGGAUGAGCAUAUUGAUCUCAGUAAUACUAUCCAGAAGUUACCUCAGUUGAAAGGACUACAGACUGUUCCUUUGGAGAGUUUUGUAAAUAGAGAUGCUCAAAAGAGCAUGGAGGAAGGUGUUAGCAAGCUUCAAGAAGAAACAGAGGGUCUGUAUAAUACACCACAGGGCAGCCUUCCAUUAUCUCUCACAAUCCAACAUGAGGCAAGAACAUCGAACGUUGAAAGUUCUACUGAAACCUUAACAGAGAAUGAAACAAAGCAAGAGCUGAUUCCUAAGAGUCUUUGCCGUAGACCUCAUCUGAUCGACAACAGUGCUGAUGAACUUUCUCGAACUAUUGAAAAUAGGCCAGGGGGGGAAAGCAUGUUAGAACUUCAAAAAGUGGGAACAAAAGUAAAUAGGACUUCUAGUAGCAGCAACACACACAUCCUGAUGCCUUCCCCUUGUGCCUUGCCUUUAGCUGAAUGUAAAGAUGAAAUUGUGUGUAAUGGAGAGCUGUCACCUGAAAACAAGGUGACAGAGAAGCCUGUGGGGUUUAGAGUUACCCAGAAAUAUCCUGCAACAAAUGGACAUUGUGUGAAUGGAGAGGACAGUAGGAUCAAAGCUUCUCUGAGUCGGCAGGUCUCUACAGCUAGCUGCAGUUCUGCUCAGUUUCACUUCAGGAACUUGCACCAAAAAUGGACGUCUAGUCAUCCUGGGAAGCCACAGACAGCCAGCAGCCCAGACCAACCUGCCAGAAGUCACCUGGAUGAUGAUGGGAUGCCUGUCUACACUGAUGUUAUCCAGCAGCGCCUGCGCCAGAUAGAAACUGGGCAUCAGCUGGAAGUGGAGACCUUGAAGAAACAAGUGCAAGAGUUGAAAAGCCGACUGGAGAGCCAGUUCCUGAAUAGCUCCUUGCGUCUCAAUGGUGAUUAUGGAGAUGAAGUGACUUCUAUACCCGACUCGGAAAGCAAUCUGGAUCAGAACUGCUUGUCUCGCUGCAGCACAGAGAUUUUCUCUGAAGCCAGCUGGGAGCAGGUGGAUAAACAGGACACAGAGGUGACACGAUGGCUUCCAGACCACCUCGCUGCACACUGCUACGGCUGUGACAGUACAUUCUGGCUUGCCAGCAGGAAGCACCACUGCAGGGACAUUGAACGUGUUGAUCAAAUCCGGAAUUGUGGAAAUGUGUUUUGCUCCAGUUGCUGUAACCAGAAGGUGCCAGUUCCUAGUCAACAGCUCUUUGAACCCAGCAGAGUCUGCAAAUCGUGCUACAGCAGCUUGCACCCGAGUAGUUCCAGCCUUGAUCUUGAACUGGAUAAACCCAUCACUGCCACAUCGAAUUAAAGCUCCAGCCUAGAAGAAACGGGGGAACAGCUGUGUGGACCCUUACCCCAACAGACAUGCACAGUCUUGGUGGGAGGAGGCUGGGAGGACUGAAGAAGCCAUGCAGUUUGGAGCUUGAGGCAUGGAACACUGCUCAGCAGGACAGAAAUCUAGGAUGAACCACUGGAUUGUGGAAUUCUCCUUUUCCAGUUAUUCCCCCCUUUCCUUUCUAUCCUAUUUGUGUGCGUGCGUGCGUGUGUGUGUGCGUAAUGUGUGCGUGUGUGUAUAUAUAUAGUAAUAUAUAUAUAUAUAUAUAUAUAUAUACAUAUAUAUAUAUGUUUGCUGGAAGAUUGUGAAGUGGGAAGGGAGCUGGCACCAGAACCAGAUCCCUGUAUGUCCCACUGGUGAACUGUGUUGCAGACAGACUAUUUUAUGGAGGAAAGGAGAAGAGGGGAAUCAGUCCAGAGUCGGCGUGCAAAGUGUGAAUAUCUGUAGCAUCAACGCUAGUGCUUUCAAUCACUCCUGUUACUUCCAAACAAGAAACUGCUGUUUGGGAACCUGUUGCUGCUAGAAGAAAUGGGAAUCUGUUUCCCAAGAGAGCACUCUCCCUCUCUGUUCUUAGAGUGGGCUUAGUUAUCUUCAACUGCGUGAAGGGGGAAUCAAUCACAGAUUUCCAUCCUCAACGGCUAUGUAUUUACAUAUAUAAUCUAUGUGUUUUAUUGCCAUUUGCCCUGUUAGCUGUGACUCAGAGUGGAAACACCUGGACAACUUUGGCUAAGGAAAGUGUGCACUUGUUUGAGAGAGGUGAAAAGGAGGGGAUUGAACAGGCUGCUGAGCAGAGAUUGGUUUUACACUGGCGCCUCUAUAUGUAAAUGCAAUUCAUUAUUUAAAAACAAGUGGGAAAGUAGAAGACCUCUCUCCGUAGACUUCUCUCCUUGCCCCAUCUGUCAGAUGAUUUACUCCAAAUGCAGAGCUACUUUUGGAGCGGUGCACUUGUCGUGGUUUGUGCCGAUUGUUGUGCUGUUAAUUAGAGUCACACCUUAAUGAGACUAUCCAAAGCAACUAAAUUUAUACUAGUAAAAUACUAGUAAAAAUGCUGGUAUUUUAACCAGGCUCAGUCCAUGAGAAGUGCACUGAUGUUGGCGAUACUCCUGGGAUGUUUCCUCCUUUUUCAGUCUAUAUUCAGUAUAAUCCAGAUAGGAAAAUCCUGCCUGAAGAUUAGAGACCUAAAAUAAAUCAUAAGUUCCUCUUCUUCCUUAUGUCCUCAUCUGAGUCAGCUUAUAAAGCCACCUUGUUAAAGUGUAAAUGUCUUGAAUAUCUGUUUCUAAAUGAGCGUUAGGUACUCAUCCCCUUUUCGUUUUGGUAGAACCUGUUUAGUGCAAUCUGACAAGAAAGAAAUGUGUAUGAUAAUGUCCUGCUUCACAAUUUAUUGCUGAGACAAAGUUAUGACUUCUCUUGUGAUAGUCUCAAAAACAAAGAAUCCUACUGGAGUAUUUGGAAGUUUUAAAUAGAAAAGCUCAAAAAAAAAUCUAACAAGUGUUGGGAAAGGAGCACUCUCCUUCAGCGGAAUUAUAUAAUCCGAAGUGAGUAUCUACAGAGAAAACCAGCUUAGAAUAUUUGUUCUAUUGGAUGGGGAAGGAAGUGUCCAGGUAAUUUAUUUUUGAUGUUUAAACUUCCCAUGCCCUUUGAGAGGAUCAUUACACUGCUGCAGUGUAAGCUGAAGAUUUACAAGACAAAAAUGAAUGUCCAGGAGGCUGGUUUAGCAUAAUGGCCUGUGUCCUUAUGGGAAGGGAAUCUGAUAACGAAGCAUCUUGGAAUCUUCCCUGGCACAUAUUUGGAAAUGUUUUCAAAUCAUCAGGAGGGAAAGGCAAAGAAGAUGACAGAGUCUGCAGUUGGAGUUGUAGCUAUAAGUAUUUGUUUCUAAACCAGUGCAGUAAAUAUCUGGAAUAGAACUUUAGGCAUUAGUAUAGCAGGUAAAACAGAGAAAGUUGGAACAGGAAAAGGAUAAUAUACAGCUCCUGUCUCUCUGGCUUUUCCACUGAGGUGGGUGAUUAGGAGUUUGAUUUUAGGAGACGCGGUGUAGUUCUACACACUAACAUUGUGUGGUUUUGUGGUGCAAAUAGACAGUCAAAAACAAGCCUAAGAUUCUGCAAUUCCUAAUGACAGGUGCCAAGAGGGUAUGAUACGGGUUUGGGGGGUCUGUGAUGUACAGUGUGAAUAAAUGCUUGCAGCUCUUAGUCUUUUUUUGAUCAAUGAAGCACUUUUUUAUUAAUAUUAUUUUUCUUUGUAUGUAAAGGAGGAACCAGUAUCUCUCCAUAGCUGUAUAUAACCCUUCUCUCCUAAAGAGAGUAAAGUGCUCCUAUAUUUUUCAUUUUUGUCAAAGCAAGAAGUAAAUACUUUAGAAUUGUUAAAUAUAUAAAUAAAAGCGAAUAAAGUUUAGAAUUUUGCAUGGGAGCAUUUGCUAACACACUUUGUAAUUUUUUAUUUUUCUUUCCUCUUCUUGAUAGAGGAUGUAUUUGAGGUUCAGCAGAAACACCAAGGCCUUUGAAAAAGGAGGCUGCAGCAGUCCUCCUGUUGCUUUCUUUUCCACUGUGUGUCUUUGCAAGGAACAACAAACUGUUGCUCCUAAACUUAAGAAGAAAAAAUCCUAAGCUUGAUUUCCCUGGUGCAGCAAUCCCAGGGAGGGGGAAAAGACACAAACCACAUGCGCCAUCAGGUGCUGUCCUGUACAAUCAACACAGUUUUCUUUGAGGCUGGAGAACUGCAUGGGAAUCUAACCUGCCUUGACGCCUUGUUUUUCUUCUUCCCCUUAACUGACCAUUGUAUUUCAAAGCUUAAUUCAAUGAUGCUAGCCCAAAUGCAGAAGUGGCCCAGGUCAGCAGGGAAAUCAGCCCUGCUUUCAGUGAAGUUUGGGAAAGGAAGCGCUACGUUCCCCAUCCUCUGUAAUGAGCAAGCGCUGGCAUUCACUGCAGCAACAGCGUGGUGGGAAGAUCGGAGUUUAGUUCUCAUUUGCACACUUUCUGCCUUAUUCUCAAUGCUGGAUGGUGGAGUCGUGACUCUUUGGGAACAAACCAAACUCAGGUUUAAUCUCUUUUAGUCUUUUCCCAGAAAGCGGAAAAUUCAACUGCUGUUUGUGUUGCAAAAGUCUCCUGCACAGGGCUCUGAUUAUUCUCAUUUUCUUAGGACUGCUUGCUCUUUUCAGCAGCCUGCCGCAUGCAUGCCCAUCACCUAAGCUAUUCCUCCUUCCGUUGUUUCUUUUCUUACAUAUAUUAAGUCAAGAGAAAGGAUUUGUCCUGAAUUCUCUAGGGGACUAAAGAGCUCUUUGAGCAUCUUUUGAGUUAUUUUAGGACAGGCCUGUUCUAAUCACAAGAUGUGCUGCACGGUUUUAUAAUCUCAAGGUAUUUAUUUAAUCCAGUAAUACUGUAGGUUUUGGAUAGAGCAGUGAUCCCAGCUGGUGGUAGCAUUUACAGCUUCAAGAGUAAAAUAAAAAGCAUAUAUAAUGCUGUGCACUGUUAAGAACAUGCAAAGGAACAGCAGGUUUUCAAUUAUACACCAGAAUCUGAUUUUAUAUAGCUCCUUUCAUACCUGAGUUACUUCUAAGUGCUUUUUCAGUAACUCAUUACUCUGUAGUGCAGUGGCUAUAGACUUCAUGUGCACACCAUUACUCACAGCCCUGGACAUUUGCACUUAAUUCUUGGAGUCUCUGGAAACCACUGAGCGAAACCCUAGGGCUCUCUCAUGGGCUUCAUCAGAAGGAGUUAGAGAACUUUUAAUUCCACAGAAUGUAAAGCCGUGAUUGUGCAGGUCUUCAAGGCAAAAGCAUCACCUUUCCGAUGGGCUAGCUGUUCUACUGGAGGAGCACAGAGCCGAUACUGUGUAGAAAUUCACUUCCCAGUGAUCAGCUUUUCCUAAUGAACAUCCUUUCCUCUUUGCUCUUAAGCUGCAUAAAAGUGCAAAAGCAUCAUACUGCCAUUACCUAAAUAUGCAGCUUUUGUGCUGUUUUACGUACUGUGAUUUUCUUAAAAUGAUCUUGCGCAAAGGCAAUCUGCAUAGCUUAUCAGGAGUCUCAGAAACAUUAUUAGUGGCUGAGGGCAAAAGACAAUCUCUGAGAACCAAAAGCCCCUUUCGUCCUCAGGUAGGACAGCAGCAACCCCAGCCACUCCUUACUGGUGGUGGCCCGUUACUGCCAUGUAUCAGAACAGGAAUCGCUAGGAAGCAGUGCCAUUGUAUGGCUGGGCACCAGUUAGAAAGGUUCUUGAUCUGGUGGUGAAGGGGAAGAAGGUGUCAAGAACUGCUUGGCUGAGCAGGAAAGACUGUCCCCGUGGAGUAAAGCCCCAAGCUGGGAGAGAUUUCGAACUACUGUUCUCAAUGGCAUGAUGAGGCUGCAAGGGGCAACAGCCAUGUGCAAAAAAAGCUGAGCUGAUGCAGAGAGCAUUUAAUGGAAAAAGGGCAUGCAGCUAUUUUGUGAUCUUGCUCUACUUGCUCUAGUAGAUCCUGAAUUAUUCCCAGAUAUCAAUCCAAGGAAUUGAGAGAAUUUAGCAGUGUCCAGUGUUAAAGGCAGUGUUAUUCUAGGCUCUUCUGGAAGGAGAUGCAAAUAAGCAGAUACUGAGACUGCUAAAUGGAGGCCAGGUCUCUGACAUUCGUCUGCAAGCAGGAUCCAGAUUGGAGUCUUUAAAUUUGUCCUCAGUUCAGUUCCAUUGCUUGGCAUCACUCAGAAACUGUUCAUUUAAUGUGGAAUUACCUUUUCUGAGUAAAAAGCAGAAGCAGCAAUUUAGGUUCUUUUUUAAGUUGAGCAAGGAAUGUGAGUGAAUGCAGCUUUUGUUCAUUCAGCACUCACAGAAUGGUGUAUUUAUAGCUGGGCUGCUAGGAAUUAUGUUUGCUCCCCGGUUGUUUGUUUUUUUUUUUUUUUUUUUUUUCUUUAAAGAACAGACUGGUGAUUCUCCUGUGGGGUGUUCGGUACCUUUACAGAUACAGACGCUGCUGAAGGAGCGCAUCUGCUCUGCCGAGGCAGCCAAAACCUGGCCCAGGGACCAUGACAUUUCUGGUUUGCACUUCUUUGAGCAUUCAGCUCAGUUCUUUGUCAGAGUGGGAAUCCACCAGCAUGAGAGCAAGGAAAUAGAAGCAGAAAUUUAAGAUUUGAAUACAGCCACAUUUGUGCAAACAUUGUCUGUCUUACUGUCCAUAUGCUAUAGAGACAUCCCAUUUCCUGGGCAAAGGAAUAAUAAACUUCCAUCCCUUCAUUUUCCACUCAUAAUACAGGCACUGGAGCUCGGAGUGUUGCAUUUUGCGAUUUAAGAUUACCGUGCUCUUUGGACUUUCAAAGUUUUUAAAUGCUGCUAAAGUUUUAUCUUACUAUUUAACAAAUGUUUUUAAAACGAUUUCCCAUAGUUAUGUUAUUAAAUGAUUUUUAUCUUGCAGUGGCAACCAGUGAUGCAUUUGAUUGUACAUUUUUUUUGGUGGAAUUUGUAUUAAAAUGACAUCUGAAGUCUUGAUUAAUUUCUUCAAGAACAUUAAAUGUUUUAAAACAUGCAAACCUAUGAGAGCAGAGAGUUGUUUAGCAGCAGUAUAAAGUGUUAGACCCUAGUGCUUCUUUCUUUGUAACAGCAUUUAUUCUGCUGUAGCCUCAGAGUGAAUAUUUAGAUCUUAAUAAAUUGGUCAUUUUCCUACACAGUGACAA